AUGGUAUGGCGAGAGCUUAGGAAUCACAGUGAUGAUUGUUAUUUUUGUUCUUGUAAUGUUCAAGGAUUCAACAGAAAAAAUAAGAAACACAUUGUGUUGUAUCCCAAUCUUGACUCUGCUAUUCGACCAGUUCCUCAUGGACCAGACGUUCCAAAACCUAUCGCUUCAAAAGAAAUAGAAAACGUCAUAUCGUCAGUAUCAGAGGAAUCUAAUUUCACACCAGAUUUCAGAGAGCCCGAAGUGUUUAACCAGAGCGAAUUAAAUGAUUUAAUUAGAGAUUUGCACCUGCCAAAGGCUGCAUCUGAAUUGUUAGUGAAAAGCAUUUACUAG
This is a messenger RNA of Psylliodes chrysocephalus, 330 nucleotides long. The record is from the annotation of a GenBank genome assembly. NCBI's taxonomy places the organism in Eukaryota, Metazoa, Arthropoda, Insecta, Coleoptera, Chrysomelidae.